Messenger RNA from Labeo rohita (rohu), 5987 nucleotides. RefSeq names its product trafficking protein particle complex subunit 14 (gene trappc14). Gene Ontology annotation, molecular function: alpha-tubulin binding. NCBI's taxonomy places the organism in Eukaryota, Metazoa, Chordata, Actinopteri, Cypriniformes, Cyprinidae. The record is from RefSeq and is a predicted model, not a curated record. Gene Ontology annotation, biological process: cilium assembly. Gene Ontology annotation, cellular component: TRAPPII protein complex. The transcript is spliced from 10 exons. The coding region runs from base 1213 to 3024 and encodes 603 amino acids.
UACAUCACGGAGAUGUCUAUUUGACGUCUGCAUUUACAUCUGGAAGACAUAUUUUUUAAAGUGUUUGCUCAUCUGCAAUACAUCUAUAGGACGUUUCCUAUCAGAUGUCAAACAGACAUCUAUUAGAUAUCUUUAAGAUGUUUGUGACUUAGAAUGUAUGUAAAACUGACAUCUUAUAGACGUCUGUCAGAUGCUUGUACACAGCAGAUGCUUUCCAGAUAAAGUGAUCUUUAACAGACAUCUUGCAGACGUACAUGUGCAAUCUUGGGUGUAUCUUUGGCUAUUGCUGCAAAUAAACCCGUGCUACUUCCCUAAUAGCUCAUGUACCUCACAGUGACGUCUGUUUGAUGUCUGCAUUUACAUCUGCAAAAUGUAUUUUUUAGUGUUUGCUCAUCUGCAAUACGUCUAUUGGACAUUUACUAUCAGAUGUCAAAUAGACAUCUAUUAGAUGUCCUUAAGAUGUUUAUGAUUUAGAAUGUACGUAAAACUGACAUCUGUCAGACGUUUGUACACAGCAGAUGCUUUCCAGAUCAAGAGAUCUUUAACAGACAUCUUGCAGAUGUACGUGUGCUAUCUGGGUUAAGACUGGUUUUGUGGUCCAGGGUCACAUAUUUACCAUGUAUUUUUACCAUAUUUACCACAUAUUUACUAUUUCCAAAAACUGAUAAUUAGUUCAAACAUAUUCACAAUUAAAUAAUUACCCAUAAUGGGACUUCAUUCACUAGUUUUUUAAAAAUGUAAAUUUAGACACUGGACGUUUCCACAUGUAUUAAUGUAAUUUUAUGUUUUGUUGGAAAUAACAAUAUAGCACAUUUCAAAUGAGCAUCAUUACAAAUAAAGCAACUAAAUAUAACAGUUAUAAUCAUCCAAAACUGCAUCGGCCUCCACAACUACACCACUGUAUUGUUUACCUUUAUCGACAAGCGACUAUUCAUGCCUGGUUAUUAUCCCGCUCUACUCCAUCUUAACUCGAUAAGCGAGCCUGUCAUAUAGCGCACUUGAAUGUAUUGUAUACGUCAACUGGCAGCCAACCGAAAUGGGACAAAAUAGGAUGAAUGUAAUUUUUCUUCAAACUGGGAAAUCGUGAUAUUAAGUGAGGUGAAAGGUAAAGCGGGCUUGUUUCAUUUAAAGAUUCUUUUGUGAAUGCGAGUGUUAUUUGCAGGCUGCUCAGGCUAACCGGAUACCUUCGCUGUCUGCUUGCAGUGCGCUGUGAUGGUCAUGGUGUUAAUGAUGGAAUCGCAAUGCGAGUACUUUAUGUAUUUCCCGGCCGUCCCCAUCUCAGACCUGUCGGACCCGGCUAAAUACCGCACGCUCCCGCGUCGCAGUCACCUUUAUCUCGGGGAAACCGUGCGCUUUCUCCUGGUCUUGCGCUCUCAGAACGUCGCGUCGGUGUCAGGAUCGACCGGCACUGCGGCAGCUGAUGGCAGCGGCUCGGAGCAUCACAGCAGUCGCUCCUGGAGGGAGCUGGCCGGCUCCCUCUGCGCCGUGGCCAGCGUCAGCCCCGGCGACAACCGACAGCGGACGCAGCCUCUGUAUCACGACUACCACAGCAGCGGGGACGAGUGUGUGGAGGAUACGGACGAUGACGAUGCUGCGGAGGUGGGCUGCGCAGGUAGAGGGGGCCCGAGGUACCGGGGCUUCAGGGAAUGCAAACCGCUCCUCAUUCACAACAACCCCGGCAACGGCGUGAGGGAAUUCCGGAAGGCUCCUGUACAGUCUCCUGUGGAUGAGCCAGUUGUUUUAAGCGAUGAGGUCAUCUUUCCCCUGACUGUGUCCCUGGAUAAGCUCCCUGUCAACACUCUCAAAGUAAAGAUAAUUGUGACUGUGUGGAAGCAAGAAGAGGAGAAAGCUGAGAUCCAAGAACAUGGCUACCUCAGCAUCCUCCAACAAAAGAGCCCCUGCCAAACAUUCCGCCAGGAUCUGAACACCUUCAAAGCACAGGUCAGCACCACACUUAACGUCCUGCCUCCUCCGACUGUAAAGUGUCAACAAAUGACAGUCUCAGGGAGACACUUAACUGUCCUCAAAGUGUUAAACGGGAGUUCUCAAGAGGAAGUGUGUGUGCGAGACCUCAAAAUCCUUCCCAACUUCAAUGCCUCAUACUUACCAAUGAUGCCAGAUGGCUCGGUGCUGCUGGUGGACAAUGUUUGUCAUCAGUCAGGAGAAGUUGCUAUGGCAUCAUUUUACAGAAUGGACAGCGAAUCUAGUCACCUUCCCAGCACACUCAGUGCUCUAGAAGAGCAGAACUUUCUCUUCCAGAUGCAGCUCAAUAACCAGCCACAAGAUGAUUCAAAUGAGGGACUAGAGGUGCCAUUAGUUGCAGUCUUGCAGUGGUCCACUUCUAAACUGCCCUUCACCAACUCUAUCUACACUCACUAUAGUCUCCCUAGCGUGAGACUGGAUCGGCCACGCUUCAUUAUGACUGCCAGCUGCCCCAGUGCGGUCAAGGCUCACGAGCAUUUCCGGGUGCGAUAUACCCUCCUAAACAACUUGCAGGACUUUCUAGCAGUCCGACUAGUGUGGACUCCUGAAGGUCGCGGACAGAAAGAAGAUCCGGCAGUGAAUGCAGUGGUGUGUCAUUCUCCUCUCAGUAACCUGGGUUACUGUCGAAAAGGCAGUACCCUUUCUGUUAGUGUGGCUUUCCAGAUACUCCGAGCAGGUCUUUUUGAGUUGAGUCAGCACAUGAAGUUGAAGCUACAGUUCACAGCGUCCGUGUCCAACCCUCCCCCUGAUGCCCGUCCACUGUCCCGCAAGAACAGUCCGUCGAGUCCAGCAGUCAGAGAUAUUCUGGACCGACAUCAAGCCAGUCUCAGUCUGGGCCGCUCUCAGUCCUUUUCUCACCAGCAACCAUCCAAGUUUCACCUCACAAGGACAGGCAGUGUUAUGGAGCGCAGGGCCAUCACCCCUCCCGUGGGCUCUCCUGUUGGUCGGCCGCUGUACCUCCCUCCUGACAGGAACAUCUUAUCACUUGACAAAAUUGCCAAGCGUGAGUGCAAGGUGCUGGUACUGGAUUCACACACCUAAAUGCACCAAUAUACACACACAUGGAGAGGAAGUAGGGAUAUUUUUGAACUUUGGGAAAGAACCAUGUGUCAUGAAGUAGUGUAAGUGGUUUAAGGUCUGUCACUUUCAGUUCAAUAUGUAUUUAUUUAGUUUUCAUUUUACCAGCAUUCAUUGUUUACAUGCUGUACAGUACGAUUAUUUCAAAUAAUUUCAGUGCAGUUUACAUGCAGCUACUGUUUUUGACAAUUUUGACAGAAGGAAUGCGAAAAAAGCAUAAACACACAGGGUUUUUAUUGUUUAUUCACUGGAGUCAUGAAGUUCUGAAACUUGUGUUACAUACAAGUUAAAAAAAGUGUAUUGAUGGCUGUUUAAAGGAAGAAUGGAUGGUUAUGGUUAGUCAUACCCAGACCCACUUGGAAUCUGUGUGCUCAAAAACUGGUUCUCCACAGGACCGGCCCCAUGCAUUCUUGUUUAUUUAAAGGGACAGUUCACCCAAAAAUUAAAAUUCUGUUAUUAAUUACUCACCCUCAUGUCGUUCCAAACCCUUAAGUCCUUCGUCCAUCUUCUCAACACAAUUUAAGAUAUUUUUGAUUAAAUGUGAGAGCUUUCUGACCCUGCAUAGACGGCAACGCAACUGACACGUUCAAGGCCCAGAAAGGUAGUAAGGACAUCGUUAAAAUAGUCCGUGUGACACGGAAGAGAAGAAAUUGUUGACUAAAGUUGUUAGUUUUGGUUUCAUUGCACACAAAGUGUUUUCGUAGCUUCAUAAAAUUAAGGUUGAACCACUGAUGUCACAUGGACUAUUUUAUCGAUGUCCUUACUUCGUUUCUGGGCCUUGACCGUGUUAGUUGUGUUGCUGUCUAUGCAGCAUCAGAAAACUCUCAGAUUUCAUAAUAAAUAUCUUAAUUUGUGUGAAAAUGAACAAAGGUCUUACAGGUUUGGAACACCAAGUGAUUGAGUAAUUAAUGACAGAAUUUUCAUUUUCAUCAUUAAUUUGGUAAUGUUUUCAGCUACAGAUGAGUCUAACUCUCUAAUAAACACAUUUUGCUGUGUUUAAAUCUAUUCUGUAGAUUUGUCUCCCAAAAUCAGCACAAAAAUGAAGAAUUGAGCAGAUUUCAUCUGGGCCUAGUCAUAUCCAUUGUAAAGCAUGCCACAUACAAAUCCAUGUUUUUCUUUGUUUACUACUUACUAUUAGAUGAAUAGUAUUUCAAUAGUAGUUUGAAUGUCUUUACAUUUCAUUUGUCAAUACUGCCAACAUUUCCUUGCCUAUAUUUAAUUCCUCUUUGAAUUCCUUUUUGGAAAAGUGCUUUUAUUGUUUUUCUUUAAUACUUGAAAGAUGUUUGCAAUGUUGUGCCUGUGAGCAAUCAGAAGGUUUCUUUUAUUUUCAGUCCUGUACACUGGAAUGUUUUUGGUCUGGCAUUUACCUGUACUGCACCUUACAUUGUAACUGUAGUGCCGCCCUCUAUAUCACCAAUAUCGUGUGCGUGUUGUUAAAUUAUUAUUAUUAUUAUCCAAAUUAUUUUAUUGUUGUAAUGUUAACACUCCAGUUCAUCAAGCUGUUCCAUCUAUACGUUUCCCAUGUAAUCACACACAACCUUUCAAUACCAAAUCAAGUCAUGUCUGGUUCUUGAAGGUGGAGCUUGUGUUAUUGGCAGAUGCCAUUUUAUUUCUGCUCCUCCCUUCAUGGCUUUAGAGAUAUGCUGUCACGGUCCUACUGCAGUGUGUGUUCUCUAAAAUGCGGGAUCGUUUUUCUUUUGCUCCAUAAUUAUCUUGCUUGAUUUCUGGGAACAAAUUUCCAGUAAGCAUCAGGGCAGAUGCUGGUCAUACAGUAGUAUUGAUUUCUAUGCAUUUACACUGAACAUCAGACUUUCACAGAAAGCUUGAUAUGUACAACCCCUCAGGCUGUAGUGAUAAUCAAUAAUCAACCGACGUAAAGCAUCACUCCAUUGUGCCAUUUAAUGGGGUUAUGAUUGAUUUCUUUUUAUCAAUGUUUACAUUUCUGUGCACAUGUGAGGACUACUGAUUAAUCCUGGGGACUGAAAAACCUUUUCCUUCAUUGUGGAAUGUUGCACACGGUUUUAAAUUGUGUCUGAAUAUAGGAUCUUGAAUGUUUCAUUUUUUUCAGACUGAUAUGUUUAGACAGACAAAUGUAACAAUGACCCAAAACCGUAUUGUGGAUGUAGAUAAUAUGUUUUAAUAUAAACACUGUGAUGUAUUUUAAUUUCCAAAUUCUCGUUUCAUUUCACUGGUAAUUUCCAUAUUUGCAUCUUGGCCAGUUUUCUUGUUUUGGACUAUGUAAUUGUUAUUGUUUUACAUUGAACUUGUGAAGAAAGGUUGCUUGGCACAAUUAGAUUUUCUUGCAGAACAAAAAGAUUUGGACUAUCAUGUUUAUUUUUUUGGAAGCACUUUAUUUAUUUUUUAUUUUUUUGGAGGAAAAAGAAGGAAUGUUUAAAAGACUGGUGGCUGGAUCUUAUGUUUUCCUGAACAGCAUGGUUAAAAAACUCAAAACUUCCAAAACAUUUGGAUUCUGUUUUUUUUUUUUUUUUUUUUUUUUUUUUUUUUUUAAACUUGACAAGGCAAAACACAGAACAAUUGUUAACUGAUAACUCUAACCGCUGGAUUUACUCCCAGCCUGUAUAAAUAGCUUGAGGUUAGAAGUUAUGUAAAAGGUAUCAGAGCUGUUGAGGCAAUAUCUGUUGAGUAUUGUGCUUGUAUUGUUUGUUUGGACUUUGCCAAGACCCACCAAGAAGCUCUUCUGGAGGAAAGUCCUUGUGAAACUCAAUCAUUUAGAUAGCUGGUCGAGCAAGGCAAUUUUUACUUUUCUCUUGUAUGAACUGCUGCUUUGCACCUUUUUUGUUUUUAUAUGCCUUUAAUUAUGCUGUUUAAAGUGUUAACAAAAGUGUUCAGAGUUGGUGGAAAUAUUUGUUUAUGGAUAUUGGAUUGUUGCACUUGAACAAGUUAAAUAAAAGCAGUCAGGGCAUAAA